Chaetomium strumarium is the source of this 1858-nucleotide messenger RNA. RefSeq lists its product as uncharacterized. The transcript has a single exon. The coding region runs from base 450 to 1484 and encodes 344 amino acids. The record is from RefSeq and is a predicted model, not a curated record. Gene Ontology annotation, cellular component: anaphase-promoting complex. Gene Ontology annotation, biological process: anaphase-promoting complex-dependent catabolic process. NCBI's taxonomy places the organism in Eukaryota, Fungi, Ascomycota, Sordariomycetes, Sordariales, Chaetomiaceae.
UCAAGCUGUGAUUGAUUGUCCGUAACCAACCCCUAAACCGUAACCCCAGCAACAGAAAUGCGACCCCACCGUAACGUAUCGAUACGCCAGAAUUCCCGAUGACGACGGCAGCACCGCGACUCGGAUAAGAUAGACAUGGCCAGCCGCGCUGCUGUUCAAUUUGCGACCUGCAGGAAUGUUCUCUUGGUCUCUUGGUAAUUCGUUUCCUUAGACAGCAUAUUCUCUGUAUCCUUAAACCAUACUGCCAUGAUCAGACUUCUUCCGUCUCCAAUAAAUCCUACUACUAGUACUUACUAGUAGUUUCGCCCAAUUCUGCCCCGCGCCUUCGAAGCAAGGCGACGUGCUAGCAGGAGCACCCGCCUAGAACCUAAGCAUACCACCACCCGGUCAAUUCAAUAUUCCUAUUCUCGGUAUAGCAUAAGCUAGCAACGGGCAACGAGUCUACCACAAUGCUUCGCCGGCCCCCAACCGUCCUCUCCCUCACGCCCGAGGACAUAGCCGACUACGAAGACCGCGCGGCCGACCGCGCUCGCGCCGCCGAGCUCGAAGCCCGCCGUGACGCCCUUUCCGCCGUCCACGCCGCGAGAAGGGCGGCCGUCGCUGCCGCCACAACGCCCGUCACAAGCGGCGGGAAUCACCACCCUAAUGACGACGUUGGCAUGCGGGGCGGCUUCCCGGCGAUGGGGAGGAGGAGGAUGCCCAGCAGUCCCCCAGAGCACCAAUUCAGCGACGACGAUGAAGACGACGACGCUCUGCUCCAGCACGACGAAGAUGACGACGAGGAGGUGGAAGAAGCAGAGACGUCGUAUUAUGCGCGCGCCCAGGCGCAGGCCGCGAGGGUGGUCAGUUUCGGGCGGGGACCUCUGCCGGGCCAUUCACACCACCAUCAUCACCAAUAUGCCUCUUCAGAAGAAGGGGAGGAAGAAGAAGAAGAUGGUGACGAGGAUGACGACGGCAUGGACGUGGACACAUCACCCCAGCGCCACCCCCACCCCCGCCAGCGUUACCAACGCCAACACCACCACCAACACCAUCGCCCCGCCCCCGACCCCGUCCCAAUAACAGCAAACCCAACCCAGCCCCACACUCUAAUACCACCAGCAGCAGCAGCAGCAGCAUCAUCCGCAAUAGCAGAAACACCCACCAACAACCCGCGCGAGACACGGCAACCACCACCAGCGCCACACCACGGGCAGCAGCAGCAGCAGCGACGGCGGACAACACGCGAGAGGACAGCCGAGCGCGAGACGCGGCUGCGCGCCGGGGCCGGAACCCUGCAGCCACCACAGCGGGCAGUGUCGUCAUCGACUACUACUACUACCGGGGUGGGUGGUGGACAAGGAGGAGGAACGGCAAGGGGUACUAUUACUACUACUGCAGCGACGGCGGCGGCGGCGGUGACGCCCGAGGCGAGGGUACAGCGGAGUCGGGACGAGCGGAUCGGGGUCGCUGCGCCGCGGAGGGGGCGGUCGCAUCAGCUAUGAUUUUCUUUGCCCCCUCCAACAAGUCCAAGUCUUUGCUGCAAGGGGUGGGUGGAUGGGUGUCGUGGUUUGGGGGAUUACUAUACUCGGUUCAGGUGGGAAGUGAUGGGCGGGGGAGUGGGGAGAAGACUCUGUACGAGUUCAGUGAGUCUGCUUUAGCUGUAUGAUUAAAGAUGGGCAUCGCACUAGACGGGCAUUGUCUUAAGGUAUAGACUAGAUAUCAUGUCAGGAGAAGCAAGCAGGCAAGUGUUUGAGCGAGCAUACGCUGUAUCAUCAUGGCAAGAUCAUGGCUGGAAAGAGGUAAUCUGAGAGACACACGGAGGGAAUUAAUUAACUGUCCCCCGGGGGCAACGAAUACCAGCGUAUAUUAAUCCAGA